CAAAUUUUGAUUUUGUCUUGUGGAUUCUUCAAUUCAAAGAUUAUAAAUUUAUUGAUGAACAUCGUCAAUUCAAAGAUUCUCUUUUUAUCAUUCACGCUACUUCUUCUUCUUCAAUCGUCAAUCGUUGAAUCCGAUUCGAUUUGCCUCUCUUCCGGCGUAGCUUCGACGGUGGCAAUGGCGGCUCCGGGAUCGGUUCAGAAAGGAGAUGAAGAGUGGCGUGCGAUUCUUUCACCUGAACAGUUUCGGAUUCUUCGUCAAAAGGGCACUGAAUAUCCAGGAACAGGGGAAUAUGUCAACUUCGACAAGGAAGGAGUUUACGGUUGUGUAGGAUGCAAUGCUCCUCUUUAUAAAUCCACCACAAAGUUCAACGCUGGUUGUGGCUGGCCAGCUUUCUUUGAAGGAAUCCCCGGUGCCAUUACCCGAACGACAGACCCAGAUGGGAGAAGAAUAGAGAUCAACUGUGCAACAUGUGGUGGACAUCUUGGUCAUGUUUUCAAAGGAGAAGGUUUCGCUACUCCAACCGAUGAACGCCAUUGCGUGAACAGCGUUUCGCUUAAGUUCACACCCGCAGCGUCUUCCUUGUAAAUCUUGGCCGAACAAGAUUAUUUGUUCUUUCUCUGGAUUUUUUCACUCAAGUGAGUGGGAGAAAAACAGAACAAGAAUCUUGUAUGAGUGUGUGUGUCUAUACUGUGUACUGUAUUUUUUCUUUCAUGACUAUUUAAAUUCAUCACCUCGAGCAUUUUGACAACAACUGUAGUCUGUAGUAUGUAUGAUUUGUAACUUGAAUAAAACACACUCUUGUCUUGUAAUACAAAAUCUAUACUAUGUUACGCAUCUGUGAGACUCUAUUGAC
This is a messenger RNA of Arabidopsis thaliana (thale cress), 853 nucleotides long. It is a transcript of the gene MSRB3, whose product is annotated as methionine sulfoxide reductase B3. Gene Ontology annotation, molecular function: peptide-methionine (R)-S-oxide reductase activity; oxidoreductase activity, acting on a sulfur group of donors, disulfide as acceptor. The record is from RefSeq and is marked reviewed. Gene Ontology annotation, cellular component: endoplasmic reticulum. The transcript has 3 exons. Bases 55 to 585 code for a protein of 176 amino acids. Lineage: Eukaryota; Viridiplantae; Streptophyta; Magnoliopsida; Brassicales; Brassicaceae. Gene Ontology annotation, biological process: response to oxidative stress; protein repair.